CUCAUAGCAACAAGUGAAGCAACCAAUGAAAGUUCAAGGAAAAGACAUAGGCUUUUUUCAGGAAAUUGCAAUGAAUUUAGUUCAGAAAUUAAAGAUAAUCAAGUAACAACAACAGAUAUUACUACAGUAACAGAUACUAGUUCACAAACCUCAAUAGUUACACAUUCAUCAAGUUCAAAAAAUAUACCAUAG
Messenger RNA from Dentiscutata heterogama, 192 nucleotides. The record is from the annotation of a GenBank genome assembly. NCBI's taxonomy places the organism in Eukaryota, Fungi, Glomeromycota, Glomeromycetes, Diversisporales, Gigasporaceae.